AGUCGAGUCCAGUUUCCACCGCACCCCACCCCGAGCCGCCGUCGAGCCGUCAUGGAGGUGCAGAAGGAGGCGCAACGCAUCAUGGCCCUGUCGGUGUGGAAGAUGUACCACUCGCGCAUGCAACGCGGCGGACUGCGGCUGCACCGGAGCCUGCAGCUGUCGCUCGUCAUGCGCAGCGCCCGGGAGCUCUACCUGUCGGCCAAGGUGGAGCCGCUGGAACCGGCGCCUGCACCCCCGGAGGCCGAGGCCCGCUGUCCGGACCCUCGCCUGCACCCGGCGCGGGAGGAGGAGGAGGAGCAGGCGGCGGGCGCGAACGAGGCGGCGCCCCCCGACGGCGAGCCCGAGCUGCCCAGCCCGGAGCCCAUGGACACGCAGGAGGCGCCGCCGCCGGAGCCCCCGCUUAGCGCCGCCCCGCCGCGCCCCGCCAAAAUCAACCGCAAGCGGCGCAGCAGCAGCAGCCUGAGCGACUGCGGGGGAGACGCGGGGCUGGCGCCCAGCAAGAAGGCCCGCCUCGAGGGCGAAGGCGACGAGGCCGGCGCGGGCCCUGCAGGGCCGGCGGAGGAGCGAUCGCCGGCGCCGGCCACGCAAGCCGAGGGCGCCUUCCCCAACCUGGCGCGCGUGCUGCAGCGCCGCUUCUCCGGCUUCCUGAACUGCGGCCCCGCCGCCGCCGCGCCCCCGACGGCGCGCGAGGCCAAGCCGGCCUGCCGCCCGGCCGACAGCAUGCUGAACGUGCUCGUGCGGGCCGUGGUGGCCUUCUGAGGGGCCCCGGGGCGCGGGCCCUAGGGCCCUGGAGCGCAGCGCACACCCCAGGCGAGGCGAAGCGAAGGGGAG
Molecule: messenger RNA, 831 nt
Organism: Suncus etruscus (white-toothed pygmy shrew)
Lineage: Eukaryota; Metazoa; Chordata; Mammalia; Eulipotyphla; Soricidae
Gene: IER2
Product: immediate early response 2
Exons: 1
Coding region: 52-759 (235 amino acids)
Source: RefSeq, a predicted model, not a curated record